Molecule: messenger RNA, 1809 nt
Organism: Carassius gibelio (silver crucian carp)
Lineage: Eukaryota; Metazoa; Chordata; Actinopteri; Cypriniformes; Cyprinidae
Product: interferon-related developmental regulator 1-like
Exons: 12
Coding region: 195-1478 (427 amino acids)
Cellular component (GO): nucleus
Source: RefSeq, a predicted model, not a curated record
GGCGGCAGCGCGCUGACGCAGCCCUAGUUUGAGAGGGAAAAUGUAUCGCACGCGCUCCAAGUCUAACACCGGAAUCGCUUUUAAUUCUUUCCUUUUCACUGUGCCACUGGAAUAUACUCAACUGAAAAGACAUUAUAGUAAAAACUGGUCGAGUAUUGGUUGAUUUUAGGCACGGAACUACUAAUUUAAGCAAAAUGCCAAGGACCAAGAAAAGGAGCGGCAGAGGGGGACAACAGGGGAAUGUCCAGCCGUUCAGUGAUGAAGAUGCAUCUAUUGAAACCCUCAGUCACUGCAGCAGCCUCAGUGAAAGAACCAGUGCAGCAGAGGAAGCUGGUGAAACUGAAGAAAUGGCUCAGGAGGACUUCCAGUACAAACUGAAGGUGUACAUCGACAGCACGGUGGAUAAGAGUGCCAAGACCAGACAAGGUGCCCUUGAUGGACUAAAGACUGCAAUGGCAACCAAAAUCCUCUACGAAUUCAUUUCUGAGAGAAGGAUGACCAUCACUGACAGCAUUGAACGCUGCUUGAAGAAAGGUAAAGGAGUGGAGCAGUGUGCUGCAGCCUCGCUGGCGUGUCUCCUGUGCAUCCAGCUGGGGUCUGGGAUUGAGAGCGAAGAGGUUUUUAAGACUCUUAAACCCGUAUUUAAGACCAUCCUCAACGAUGGAGCAGCUAAUAUUCAAGCCAGACAAGCUUGUGCUACAAGUCUAGGCCUCUGCACUCUUGUAGCAGAAGAUGAUAUCAUGGAUGUGUAUGCCACCAUGGAGUGUUUUGAGAGCCUCUUCACUCGUUCGUAUGUCAGGGAAGAUGGAAGCAGACCUUCUGUGAAUCCUCAAACCACGCAGCUCCACACAAACGCUCUCCUGUCCUGGGCCCUGCUGCUUACCAUCUGCACAGGCAGCCAUAUCAGAGUCAUUGCACAAAAACAUCUCGCUAAACUUCCACGUCUGCUGGAGAAUGACAACGUCAACAUGAGGAUUGCUGCUGGGGAGACCAUCGCCCUUCUGUUUGAGCUCAUCAGAGAUGUUGACCCUGAGUUUGAUUAUGAUGGCUGGGAGCCGUUGUGUGAGCAGCUGAACGCUUUAGCCACUGACUGCAACAAACACAGAGCCAAGACUGAUAAGAGGAAGCAAAGAUCCGUCUUCAGAGAUGUCCUUAAGGCCGUAGAGGAAGGGGAUUUUCAGAGCGAGACAAUCCGCUUCGCCACAGAGCGAAUGGUCAUUGACAGCUGGGUGAAGAAGAGGACUUAUGACGCCUUCAGAGAGUUUGUUGGCUCUGGGAUGAACUACCAUCUACAGUCAAACGAGUUUAUAAGGGACGUGUUUGAGCUGGGACCACCCAUGUUGAUCGAUUCUGCUGCUCUGAAAGCCAUGAAGAGCUCCAGACUGGAGAGGCACCUCUACAAUGCAGCUGCGUUUAAAGCUCGUACCAAGGCCAGGAGCAAGUUUCGGGACAAAAGAGUGGAUGUUGGGGAGUUUUAAAUUUUUGUAAAGCUCAUUAUUUGUUUUUUCAUCUUGCAUUUAACUCUUAUGAUUCUUUGCAUUCCUAACAUGGUCUCUGUUUAUAUAUACAUCUAUGUUAAAUGUUAAUAUUUGCUAUCUAUAAAUUGACUCAUUUUUCUUUGACUCUAACUUGAGUUUAUAUGUAAAUGGUGUUGGGUUGGUCAGCAUCAGAUAAUGUUUUCUGUUGUUUGUGUAGUUGUAGGUCCUGUAAUGUUAUGAAUUGCACAGUAUUUGAGUGAUGUCACGAUGGGCUGUACUGUAGUGACUAGGUUGUACAUUAAAAAAAAAUGUUGAUGCCUCCUGUUCAAAA